GAGAGCAGCAGUCAGGAACAGGACAGAUAGACGGAUUGGGAGAGAGUCAUAGCGAGCACGGUCACAAAACCCAAACAAAUAAUACCUGUACCUUCAGACAGGCACCUGAGAUUAAGGGAUAUUAACUCGCAAAAGGGAUACGAAGCCUACUGCUUUCACGGAUCGGAAUACGUUAAGGUUUUUGCAGAAAGCCACCGCUCCAACUAUAAUUCAGAGAUUGCUUUGGGAGAAGCCAGCGCGAGGACAGCACUACCAGACAAGAAGUCAAUAGAGACAGAAGAAAAUACCCCAGUUGAAUUUUGAGCUGUUACAUAGUGGUCUAUAGUCUGCAUUAAACAACAUUUAAAAAAGACAUUGUACACAUUACCUUUCUGCCCUUAAACUACUCUUUAAGCAGGUGUAAAGAGUUCUUAUAGAUGUUAGUAUUUUCCUUAUUUAAUGCUUAUCUUGCCCUUCCAGGGGAAAGUGAAGAACCCUGUAUUUUUUAAUGCACUGGAAAAUCUGCUUGCAACUUGGUGUUUUGCCGCUUCUGAAAACAAAUGGCAGCCUCUUUGUUUGCCUAAAAAUUGUGGCCUUAUAGUUUUCUGUGAUCAGGCUCCACUUUGAGGAGUGUAUGUAAUGUGCGAACUGUUGAAAGCUUAGCCAUAAAAAUCACUUCGCAACCCCAUUGCUUUUAGAAUGUGUUAAGAAAGAUUACUUUUUUUCCUUUUGAAAUAGUCAUUCUCAUUGAGUGGAAAGCGAAAAUGAAACAGCUGUAAUUACAAGUUAGUUCAAGUAUUGUAAUGUGAAUAUGAAAGUAGCUCCCCCUUUUCUCCCUGUAGUGACUGCAAAGCUAGUUUAAUGAGGUGAACAGCGAUUUUUAGGAUUUUCUGUACCGCAGUUAAUUGUUUCCCCAUAUUUUUUCUGUGCAUGUGUGUUGGCAGAGAGUAAGAUGAGUUGGUAAGGGAGUAGUACAGUGUUAGAGCUGGCACACAGUGCUGCUUCCAGUGCUUCAGGUUGAAGAGAGGCUACCCUGAGAGCUAAUCCUCUACCAUACACUGGCUACAAUAUUAGAACGGUUUGUUCUGCAUUACUAACUGGGUACAAUACCAUUAAGCAGUUCAGACCGUUUUGUAAACUAGGUUCUUGCAGGGGUUCAUCUGGGUAGGUUUGCCUGGGAAAUCUACUUCUCAUCAACACCUGGGCAGAUCACCUUGGAUGUUUUUCUUAAAUUUUUUUUACAAAAACUGACAUCAUCCUAGUAGAGCAGCAGUGAAUCAAAACUCAUCUGGAUCACCGUUAAAGAUCAGCAUAGUUCUUUACCCCCUGAGACCGUCGACACCACAAGGGGAUUGAUGCUAGAAAUUAAACUGGCAGAGUGAUCCCAAAUAGUCUUUUUUGCAUCAUUACCAAAGUACAUCAUCCUGGAAGACAUUACCUGCACCACCAAAGGGCUGUGUUGUCCUGAGGGUGCAGUGCACACUGUUGCAACUGGACCAGAUCUCUUUGAUAUACAACGCCCAGGAGUUCUCCUUCUGUACAACAUUGAGACGAAGGGAGAGAGGGGUGCUGGACUUCAGAGCCCACGACUCUGGAUCCUGGCCAUGAGGUUUGAUGCCUCGUUCCACUGACUGGAGACACUGGACCUAAAUGGCGCAGCAUGACUUUGUUCCUGCCUGGCUUAACUUCUCGACGCCUCAGCCCGCCAAGUACCCUUCAGCCACCUUUGAGAAACAUGGAGAGCACUUUCCCCGUGGAGAUGGGAGGCCGGCAGUGAGCCGCCGCCGUCACAACUCCUCUGAUGGCUUCUUCAACAACGGGCCCCUUCGGGCCCCUGCAGGCGAUGGCUGGCAGCAGCCGUCUCUGCUCCGUCAUGAUUCCGUGGACUUGGGCGUGUCGAAGGGCGGCCACAGUGGGCUGGUCGGCGGGCAAGGCUGGAAGGAGGCAUCCAGCUGGCACGGCACGCCGCGAGGGCAGGAGGUCGUGACGUCUCACCCCCACCAGCACCAUCACAACCGCCACCAGAAACGGGGGGGCGACCGGGACAGGGCAGGGGGCCACCGGCAGCGCAAUGGCAACUUCCACCCCCGCAAGGGCCCUGCCUUCCAGGACAAGAUCCCUGCCGACGCCCGGGACGAGCGCAAGGACAGCAAGGAGGAGAAGCUGAAGUUUGUGGAAGAAGAUUUUCCCUCUCUUAAUCCAGAAGCAACUGGAAAGUCAGCAAGUCAGAUGCGGGCAAUGGGAGCUCCAGCAGGAGUAUGGGAGAACCCCCCUAGUGCCAAGCAGACAGUUUCCAAGAUGCUGGUCAUCAAGAAGGUUUCAAAAGAAGACCCCUGUGCUGCUUUCUCUGCAGGGUUUGCAACCACAGGACCCCUCCCUGCCAAUGGCAACAAAGUUCCCAUCACUGGACCCAGCGUUUACAAGAACCUGGUACCCAAGCCAGCUGCAGCCCCUGCUAAGACAGGUCCAUGGAAACCCAAUGGAAGGGAAACUAAACCGGGUUCGCAUUUCCCCGGCCGGGACUCUGCCUUCACCAGCCCUGUCUCUGUAACCAAACCCAUGACUCCGGUCAGCAGCACCCCUCACCCAGCUCCCAAGGAGAUGCCCUCUAGCACCACCCCACCUAUUGACAUCACUUCUUCGCGACUCAAGCUGAUGCGACGUGGUACUGACCGCAAGAGUGAGUUCCUACGGACGUUGAAGGACGAGAGGAAUGGAGAGCUGCCCACCUGUCACAGCCCUGGAGCACCUGGAGAGGGUGAGAGUAGCACACCUGAACCCAAGGAAGAGGACAGUGAGGGACACUGCCAUGAGAACGGCAUCACUUUAUCCUUCAGUGAUUCGGACACUGACCAUCUGUCCAGCUCCCUGGAAGCAGAGCACAGGUUAUUGAAGUCUAUGGGUUGGCAGGAGUACCCAGAGAAUGAUGACAACUUCCAGCCCUUAACUGAGGAUGAGCUGAAAGAAUUUCAGGCUAAAACGGAGCAGCUAAAGAAGAAUGGCCUUGGGAAGAAUGGUGUUCUACUGAAGCCCCGCGGUGUGGCCCUGCAGUUUGCUCCCUGGAGAAGCACUUUGGAUGUGGGGCUUGACGAGGGCUCGGAGUCCGAAACGAGCAGUAGCCAGACCUCCGAUGAUGAUGAUACCUAAUGUGGCUUUAAAAGAUUUCAUUUUUUUUAAUACAUGGUUUUAAUUUUUUUCCAUGCACAAGGGAAACCAAUCAUAUCCCACUGAACGAUAACAUUCUGGCUUGUAUAGCUUUUUUUUGUACCUCUCUUUGUAGCCCCAUUUUUUCCUGCUUCACAGACCUAAAUACAAGCAAACAGAAGAAGGGCAAUGCACAUUAGAUUCUGCUAAAAACAAGAAUGACUAAUUGAAUUAAAAAUCAAAGAAUUGAAUGACUUGAGUUCCUGACAAACUGAGAUGUAACAAAACUGGCUUUGACACAUCUUUUUGCAACAAUCCGUAGUGUUAGCAGUGUGAUGAGGCAAUCAUCAGUAAUGAAUAUUGACGUUAUUCUAAGUCCCUCAUUAAAAAUGCGGUGGUUCAAUUUGUGCAGCUGGGAUGUUUGUCUGUGGUAGAGUAUUAAAAAAAGAAAGAUCUGGCAAGUACUGUACAGUGUGGCAGCUAUUGAGAGAAACAAUCACUAUUUGAAAGCCUGUAAGGGAGAUAAAAUCUGACCCCAUAUUUCUCAAGUGUCACAUGUGUGACUCCUUCAUGCUGAUUUGUCAUUUACACCAGAUAUUCUCGUCAGUUUCAUUUUAAUCCACAUCUAACAGCACACUGUUUCUGUCUUUCAGUACAACAGCCAGUGCCUCACUGUUUUCUUCACAGGCCCGUGAUAGUCUUGUCUCACUCUCACUAAUCAGAUUAUACCUGAAUCUGUUCUCCAGAUGUGUUGAGGACAUAUAAAAAAAAAUUAAACAGACCUUGACUGUAAAGCUAAGAGUGGUUUAGACUAGAAAAUAAGCAGAUAGCCAGGAUGAGGCCAAGUUAUUUGCUUAGGUAACCAUAAAGGGCAGAAUUAAUAACCAGUGAGAAAAUGUAUACUCAUCCUUCUGAUGACAAAUAUUAUACAUAUUAUAUGAAAGGAACCAGUGAAAUUGACAGUUUUCAUGACAAGGGGAAUGUACUUUAAAGUAAUUAAUGUAUUUGAUGUAAUAGGAUCAUAGCUCAACUUGAAACCAAAGGCAAGGUAGCAGCAUAGCAAUAGAUUGCAUGGCAAGGACCAUUGUAGAACUGAAUCUGAGAAUCAAAGUUGUCAAAUUUUUAAUAGGCGAUUCUGACAGUUUUGGAUUCUUUCAUUUCAGAUCAUCAGGGAGGUAAACAUCCACAGAGGACUUUCAACUAUAUUUACAGGCCUACACUGACACCUUGUUUUGCACUUGUGCAAGCUGUUGCUUCUUUAAAAUUAUGAUAUUUAAAAUUCUCAGAGAUGUAAACCAUUUCUGCAGUGGAGACUCACUCAUCCCAGUUUGUACAUCCAUUUAUAAUGAGGGACUACAUUAUUUUAAAUAAUGCUAAUAACCAGAUUUAUUUUUUGUUGUUGGAAGGGUAUAAAAGGCUUUGUCACUUACCUUACAUUUUACUUUAUUUUGGUACAGCUGUAAAGUUUCCACAGAAAUAGGCUUUGUUUUUGCAUUUUUUGUUCUGUUCCUGCAGCCUUGAUAUUCAGGGUGGAUUGUAAAAUAUAAAAAAAUUUUGUGAGUUUUCGAAGAUUAAGAUUAUUUUGAUAACAUUAUUUACAGAUUUGAAAAGAUAAAAAAGGGUUUCAUGUAUGGAAUCAUCUGUAUGAGAAGUAGAAAAAAACUACUGCAUCAGAAAAGAAAAAAACUUGGAAUAAAUAUUUUGCAUCAGUUUGCCAAA
Molecule: messenger RNA, 4842 nt
Organism: Lepisosteus oculatus (spotted gar)
Lineage: Eukaryota; Metazoa; Chordata; Actinopteri; Semionotiformes; Lepisosteidae
Gene: gpbp1l1
Product: GC-rich promoter binding protein 1-like 1
Biological process (GO): positive regulation of DNA-templated transcription; DNA-templated transcription
Cellular component (GO): nucleus
Molecular function (GO): RNA binding; DNA binding
Source: RefSeq, a predicted model, not a curated record